Molecule: messenger RNA, 2831 nt
Organism: Phalacrocorax carbo (great cormorant)
Lineage: Eukaryota; Metazoa; Chordata; Aves; Suliformes; Phalacrocoracidae
Source: RefSeq, a predicted model, not a curated record
AAACACCACCAGGGCCCGCCGGAGCGACUACAGCUCCCAGCGCGCUUUGCAAAGGCGCCUUGCUGGGGGCAACCGCGGUGGUCGGGGGGAACGGCUGGUCCCUUUCCGACGGUGAGCGGGGAGCAGCCGGAGCGGGCGGCGCUCCUCUCGCGAGAGCGGGCGGCCGCGCCUCGCACCCCCGCACCCCCGCCUCGCGCGACGCGGGGCGGCGGCCGCCAUGGCGGCGGCGGCGGCGGGGGGCGCGGAGGGACUCUUCGCGCUGGAGCUGCUGGUGGAGGCGGUGCGGGUGGCGGUGGCGGCGCCGGGCCCCGCGCUGCGCCCGGCCGUGGCGCUGCGCCUCCUCGACUUCCCCACCCUCCUGCUGCACCCCGCCGCCGCCGGGCCGCCCCUGCGGCCGGGCCGGGCCUUCCCCUUCGGCCGCGGCAAGCGCUGCAUCUUCCGCUGGCGCCGGGGCUCGCUCUGCGCCGCGCUCCGCCGCCGGCCGCUCCGCGCCCUGCUCCUGGGGCUGCCCGCCGGCCUCGCCCCGGGGACCCCCCGCCUUCUCGGCAGCUGCGGCGUCUCCCUGGCCUCCGUCGCCGCCGAGCUGCUGCAGCGGCCCGGGGCGCCUGCCUCCUGCGGCCGCCGCGGCCGCUUCCCGCUGCGGGACUCCGCGGGCCGCCCCGUCGGGGAGCUGCUCCUGGCCUACCGCCUCACCUGCCUGGAGGCCGGUGAGGAGCCGCGCCCCGCCAGCCCCGGCGCCGCCGCCUCCCCUGAGCGGGGGAGAGAGGACGAGGAAGGCGAGAAGGAGGAGGAGGGCGAGGAGCUAGAGGGCAACAUCUUUUGCCCUCCCGUGCUGUAUUACAGCCGCGAGCCUGCUGAGCCUCGUCUGCCGCCAGCAGCCAUGCCUGCAGGGAAAUGGGAGCACGUCGAGGCCUGGAGACCGCAGGAGCAAGACAAGGGCCAGAGCCCCCCACGUCCCAGUGCCGGGCCCUCACUGCUGCACCCCACCAGCCCUCAGCAGCUCCCCAGCACCCUGGGGCAGCUGCCACUCCUCAGUGCCUUGCUGGCAGAGCUGUCGGUGCUCACCCGCAGCGCUACCCCUGCUGCUGUCCAUGACCAUCUGGCCUGGCUCUACAAGGCCCCGGGGGGUGGUGGCAUGGUCUCACGGCCCCCCAGCCCCAGCCGCUCCUCUGCCCCCAAGCCUGCAGAGGCGCCUGUGGGGCCAGGUGGGAGCAGUGGAGCUGCCAGCCCUCGAGUCAAGCAAGGCUGGAAAGAGGCCACCUCACCAGGGUCUUCUAGGGCUGGGAGAAGACCUAAGAAAGCUGUACCCCAGGGGGAGACAGGCUCUGAAAAGAACUGCAAAACUAAGGAAGACAGACCUCCCAGAAGGAAACUGUUGUACGGGCUGACAAAUACACUGAGGCUACGGCUGCAGCAGACCAAUCCUGAUAAGCUGAUCAUUCAUGAAAGGAGAGAGCAGUACAGAAAAAAGCAAAUGGAGAUGCUGAAGAAGAGAAGUCCAUUAUCCAAAAGAAAGCUGCUCAGAAGUGCUGGAGAACAGGAUGUGGUUUCCUAUAGGCACUGUAGCAAGGGCAACAGUUCAAAGCAGAAUCAGUUCGAUAAAACUGUUGGGACUUCAUUACAAACCAGUGCUGUCACAGAGUGUGUUUCCAUGACAGGAGAUGUGUCCCCUGACCUGCCGAAACAGUUUAUUCCAAGUCUCUUGAAGAAUGAUGAAAUUGCAAGCAAGGAACGUCCAUGCAAAGUAACUACAGUCCCCUUAAGGGAGGAAACUGUAUUAAUAUCUGCUCACAACAAAAAGCAUGUGAAGGCCCAAAUCGCAGCAGCUUUCCCAUCAGAUGCUAAUGCAAGGGGAAGCAAUGAGGAAGCAAUACACCUAACCCACCAUAAAACCGCGGAGCAUGAUGAUGCGUCUGUUGUAAGUGAUCAUAAACCCAGCCCCAGCGGGAGUGUUGAAAACAACUCUGAAUUCAUAUACUCAGAUGACUUCGUUGCUAGUCCUGAGAACACGGUUUAUUCAGAAGAUUUCACCAGUGCUGAGUGUAUGGGCAGAGACUCAGAAGCUCUUGACAGCAGUCCUGAAGCUCUGUGGCUUGAAAGCCCAAAGCGAGGUUGGUCAGAUACAGAGCCGGAAUCCAGCAGGUCCAGAAUUUCAAAGACAAGUCAAAGAGCUGAAAGUACGUCAGAUCUUCUGCCAGUUCCUUCAGUUUCAUCUCCAGUCCAGUCUUUGAAGAUAAACCGUGACUUAAAAACCAGCAAGAGAACUAGUGGUGAAUCUGUUGAUUCACUUAGUGAUGCCUCCAUUGGAGCAAGGUUAUUGGAUGAAGAGCAGGAAGCCCAACAGAUCAGUAAGGAAGAGAACAGGGGUGAACAGCAUAUUAAACAAGUAUCUACACUGAGAAGCAAACAAAAUAGCUCUGAUGCCGAUCUGAAUACUGGAAAGGGGCAGACCUCUUCAGGAAAAAGCCACUCAGUAACUCAAGUUAGCUCUUACUUGUCAUCUAACGUGUCUGAUCUUGACCUUAGUAUCCUGGAAAACAGUAUGUCAGACAAAGAGGAUGAUUUUCUGGGAAGACUACGUGUUCCUAAUCAAUACAAAGACAUCAGUGAACUUGCAAUAAGCAAACUUCCAGGAUACACAGUGUAAUUUCAGGUUUUCACUGUGUGGAAUAAGAUACGAUAUUUAAACUUUACAAAGCCUGUUACAUUUAGCUGCAAUAUAUAAAAGUUAAUUUAAGACUUUAUCAUGCACAUUUAAUACAUUGGUGAAUUUACUUACAAGGUUUUUAAAAUAAACUAUUUGAAUCUCUAACGAAUGGCUCUUAAGUGGU